CACACAACCGUCCGACCGACGACGCGACGAGCGAUCGAAGAGUUCAGUCAGUUCAGUCUGGAGUUGCAUUUCCAACGGACGGAAUAAGUCAGUUCAGUCGGUGGCGCGCUGCGCUAGCAAGAGCAGUCAGUAACUUUCUGUCGAAAUUAUAAUAAUUCCCCUCACACUCUUGAGAUUCGAAUCGAAUCGAAACCUUACAACUUUACCUACCACAGCCAGUUUAGUGCGAGUGAAGUGUGAACUACGUGACUUUCGACACACAGCCAAAGGAGGCACGAAAAAUUCACCGCAAACUAUAGGGAGAGAGUGCAUUCGCCGCAUCGAAGCCAACCAUCGAACCUCGAAGAAAAUAGUCUGUAUUUGUGGUGUGUUUGAACUCUGCACGCGAUAGCAACGUGACCAAACUCUAAGGCGACAACCGGAGAGAAGUGUGCGACAAUUAAUUUCAAUCUAGUCUCGAAAUUGGCAACUGAUUAGCAGCCAAAAUGCCUCGUCCAGUCAAGUUCUUCUACGAUCUGCUGUCAACGCAUUCGCGGGCACUCUACAUGUUCUUCGAGGCCACCAAAAUCCCGUACGAUCCGAUUCCGGUUUGUGCCACCAAAGGCGAGCAUCUGACCGACGAGUACCGCGAGUGCGUCAACCGGUUCCAGCAGGUCCCCAGCAUCAUCGACGACGGCUUCAAGCUAUCCAAUGGCGUCACCAUUCUCAAGUACCUGAUCCGAGAGAAAUUGAUCCCGGAACAUUGGUACCCGCGCGAUAGCCAACUGCGGGCCAAGAUCGACGAGUACCUCGAGUGGCAGCACGACAACAGUUCAAAGGUGUGCAACGCCUUUGUGCAGGAAAAGUGGAGCCUGCAGAACAUCGAAGACGAACGCUCGAGCGAGCAGAAGGUCGAAGAGUACCGCCGGCAGGUCGAGCAAAAUCUGAACCAGCUGGAACGGGAGUGGCUCGUGCCCGGCCGGUUCAUCAUUGGCGAUCGGAUUACGAUCGCGGACAUUCUGGCCGCUUGCGAGAUCGAGCAGCCCAAGAUUGUCGGCAUGGACCCGUUCCAGGGCCGACCGAAACUGGCGGCCUGGCUCGAGAAGGUGCGCUUCACCAUGACGCCCUACUACCAGGAAGCCCACCAGGACUUCUAUAAGUUUACCGAGAAAGCCGCAGCGAAGAACUGAAUAUGUAGAAUAUAAACAUUUACGAACUUGUCGAGUGGAGUGGAGAGUGGAUUGUCGGGCCCCAUCAAGGCCAUCGUUUUGUAAUGUGGUAGACUUUUAGAUGUAUUAUAUACAUUUAUAACGUAGCUUUGUACAUUUAGUUAGUUAGGUAUUAACCGGUUAAGUUUUCUAUUCUGUAAGCGCCGUAAGAUUAUGUCAAUAAAAUUGAAAUUACUCUACAGCUUGA
This is a messenger RNA of Aedes albopictus (Asian tiger mosquito), 1395 nucleotides long. Its product is annotated as glutathione S-transferase theta-1. The transcript has 2 exons. Gene Ontology annotation, cellular component: cytoplasm. The record is from RefSeq and is a predicted model, not a curated record. NCBI's taxonomy places the organism in Eukaryota, Metazoa, Arthropoda, Insecta, Diptera, Culicidae. The coding region runs from base 486 to 1169 and encodes 227 amino acids.